AUGCCACAUAAGCCAGGAACUUUCUAUGAGAUUCCAGCCUUCACGGGAAAAAAUAAGUGCACAGCCUCUUACUUUGUCAUACUUUCUGCUCUUCUCCUCUUUAGCGAUCAACGGAGAAUAGUAACGUCAUCGUGUUGCAAAACCACGAUUCCUCUUGUGUGUAAUCUGGUGUAUAAGCAGGAAUUGAGCCUUUUUAUUUGUCAAGUCUUAAAAUUUCAUGUAACGAGUCCCAAUUAUAGACAGUACAAAUGGGACAAAGUGUGUGUUACAAACUUAGGCCCGGAUGGGUUUUUAUCGGCAACCGAUAGAAGCUUUCCGUCGCAUAAUGGAGCGAAUGAUCAGCAUUCUCGGAGUAAUGGAAAUCAUGUGCAAAAAUUAUCAUUGGGGUUUAAAAAGUUGUAUAUUGGAUGA
This is a messenger RNA of Mucor mucedo, 411 nucleotides long. RefSeq lists its product as uncharacterized. Bases 1 to 411 code for a protein of 136 amino acids. The record is from RefSeq and is a predicted model, not a curated record. NCBI's taxonomy places the organism in Eukaryota, Fungi, Mucoromycota, Mucoromycetes, Mucorales, Mucoraceae. The transcript is spliced from 3 exons.